AUGAAGUUUUUCGAGUCACAGCAUGAGUUCGAUUACUCGUGGGAGGAGGUGUCGACUGCAAAUUGGCGCAAGUACUGCCCGUGGAACGACAAGAGCACCCACGUUAUCGCCGUCGACACCAUUUCGCGUCACGUCGACCCGGACACUGGUAUUGUAAGUCUUUCUGCUGCAUUGCCUCACUUUCAAGACCAGUUGCUGACCUUCGUCUCANNGCUUCGCACCGAACGUCUCAUCACCUGCAAGCAAUCCGCACCCAAGUGGCUCAGCUCCUUCUUUGGUGGCCAGGAGGUCUCGCAGGUCUACGAGACCUCGUACGUCGACCCUGCCGCCAAGAAGGUCACCAUGUGCAGCAUGAACAUGACCUUCAACGAUCUCCUCUCCGUCCGCGAAACCGUCGUCUACCGUCCCUCGCCCGCCGGCCCUACCUCCCGCACAAUCUUCCAGCAAUCCGCCCAAAUCACUGCCUUCUGCGGCGGUUGGCAGAAGAUCAAGAACAGUAUCGAGGACUUUACCGUCGAGCGCUUCAAGCAAAAUGCCAUCAAAGGCCGUGAGGGCUUUGAGGCUGUGCUCGAGAUGAGCAGAAAGGUGUUUGCUAUGGAGAGAGAACGCCAGCGUCUUGCUCUUGCCGUUGCAUAA
Messenger RNA from Aureobasidium vineae, 636 nucleotides. NCBI's taxonomy places the organism in Eukaryota, Fungi, Ascomycota, Dothideomycetes, Dothideales, Saccotheciaceae. The record is from the annotation of a GenBank genome assembly.